This is a messenger RNA of Schizosaccharomyces octosporus yFS286, 2433 nucleotides long. RefSeq names its product glutamate-cysteine ligase Gcs1. Gene Ontology annotation, molecular function: glutamate-cysteine ligase activity. The record is from RefSeq and is a predicted model, not a curated record. Bases 115 to 2124 code for a protein of 669 amino acids. The transcript is spliced from 2 exons. Gene Ontology annotation, biological process: glutathione biosynthetic process. Gene Ontology annotation, cellular component: glutamate-cysteine ligase complex. NCBI's taxonomy places the organism in Eukaryota, Fungi, Ascomycota, Schizosaccharomycetes, Schizosaccharomycetales, Schizosaccharomycetaceae.
UUGACUUAAAUAGAUAUUAGAAUCCCCAAGAUUAACAAGCGUUGCAUUCGUUGUUAGAUUCAAAGCGUCCUCCAAAGGUGUUUUCUUCGUUAUUUCUGAACAUUCAUCAAAAUCAUGGGUCUCUUGGUUCUUGGAACACCGUUAGAUUGGCCCGAAUCCGAAAAAUUUCAUGACUAUGUCCGCGAGAAUGGCAUUAAACAAUUCUUACACAUGUAUGAUAGUUUUAUCUCCAAAAAGCAAGAUAUUUUGUUAUGGGGAGACGAAAUAGAGUAUAUAGUCGUUUCCAUGAAUAACGACCAAAAAGCAGCACGUGUCAGUCUUAGACAAGAACAGAUCCUAAAAGCUCUUGGAGAUUAUGAAGAGCGCUUCAAGCAUGUUGAUUUUUCGCCUAUUUACGCCGCUCUAAAGAACACGAAUUGUUCCAAGCAGACCGAUGCCAUUUUAAACGAAGCUGCUGCCAAUCCUGCGAAAUUUGUUGAGCGGUUAGUCAAGGAAAACCCUUCCUUUGCUUCAAAUAAUGAAGAUAUCCCUUUCAGAGCUCAAUUCACUGUCCCGACAUUCCAUCCAGAGUAUGGAAGAUAUAUGCUUGAAAGCACUCCGGGCGCUCCUUAUGGAUCUCUUUUGAAGGAUUUUUUAUACGUAGAACACAAUAUGCUGUUAAGAAGGAAAAUAAUUGAAAAUCAUUUGCUUUCUCAUGAGCAUCCCCUUACGAUUACAAACUUCUUCCGUUUAGGCACAACGCAUUUCACAGAUCCCGAAACUAAAGCAAACGGUCAUAUUUCAAGGUCCUUCUUCUUACCAGACGAUAUAAUUAAUACGCAUGUACGCUUUCCCACUUUAACUGCAAACAUUCGUCAACGUCGUCAAAGGAAGGUUGCAAUGAAUGUUCCUAUUUUCUUUGAUAAGAACACACCCAAACCUUUUCGUGACCCCACCGUUCCCUGGGACAGAGAUUUAUAUCCAGAAGACAAAAAUGCAAAAGAAGGGGCUGCGUUGGAAGAUCAUAUAUAUAUGGACAGCAUGGGUUUCGGUAUGGGUUGCUGUUGCUUACAACUUACAUUCCAAGCAAAAAGUUGCGAUGAAGCUCGGUUGUUGUAUGAUCAGCUCACUCCAAUAACACCUUUAAUGCUUGCUAUAUCGGCCGGUACACCUGCUUUUCGAGGAUAUUUGGCUGAACAGGAUUGUCGAUGGAAUGUUAUUGCAGGUGCAGUCGAUGACCGUACAAAGUCCGAAAUGGAAACUGUUCCAAAAUCUAGAUACGACUCUGUUGAUUUAUACAUUUCAAACGAUCCUCGUAAUCUUCCAGAGUAUAACGAUGUUCCGGUAGUCACAAAUGAGGGUUGCUAUGAGCAAUUAAUUAAAGGAGGAAUUGACGAAAGAUUAUCAAGGCAUAUGGCUCAUAUUUUCGCGCGCGAUCCUUUGGUCAUCUUCAGUGACAACAUUCAGCAAGACAACAGUACUUCUAAUGGUCACUUUGAAAAUUUAAACUCUACUAAUUGGCAAUCCAUGCGCUUUAAGCCUCCUCCACUCAAUAGCUCAAUUGGUUGGCGUGUUGAAUUCCGAUCAAUGGAAAUCCAAUUCACUGAAUUUGAAAAUGCCGCUUAUUCUGUUUUUGUUGUCAUGCUUUCCAGAGCUAUUCUCUCUUUUAAUUUGGAUUUUUAUAUGCCUAUUUCUUUGGUUGAUAAAAACAUGGUGAACGCCCAGGCUCGCGAUGCAAUUCAUCGGAAAAAGUUUUGGUUCAGGUGCAAUCCUUUCUCUGAUACUGAAGCGCCUCCGGAACGUGGUCAGUUUAAACAAUUAACUUUGGAUCAAAUAUUUAAUGGAGAACAGACUGAAGACGGAUUCCCCGGAUUGGUACAAAUAGUGCGCAGUUAUCUAUACACCUGUAACCCCGAUGCUGAAACGUUAUGUUCAUUAGACCGUUAUCUUCGUUUGGUCUCAAAACGUGCAAGUGGAGAAUGUUUAACUGAGGCAUCUUGGAUACGCAAUUUCAUAACUACCCAUCCUCUUUACAAGCAAGACAGUGUGGUUUCGCCAGAGAUCAACUUUGAUUUGAUAAAGCGGAUAACGAGUAUCAUUAAUGGUGAAAGUGAUGAAAGUCUCUUCGGUGAUUGUCGCUGUUAAUAUUGGUUUUCAUUCAUUGAGAAGUUGUCAUUUCCGUUAAUCAUAUUUACAGACAACGAGGUUCUUAGCAUAAAAACUACUGUAUUCUUUAGAUAAGACUAAUCCUUGACAUUUUCUAAAAUUUUGUUUUUCAUUCAAAAAUCUUUUUGUUACUACUUAUAUUAAUAUACGGAUUUUUCGUAAAAAGCCUAUUCAACUUGUUUACCAGUUCAAGGCUUCCGACUGUAGAUGUGCCUCACCCUUCCUCUCGAUAAUUUGUGUAUAGCACUCACGCAAAUACUUUACAAACGCGCCUUCCUAAUUUCUACA